Molecule: messenger RNA, 660 nt
Organism: Xiphias gladius (swordfish)
Lineage: Eukaryota; Metazoa; Chordata; Actinopteri; Istiophoriformes; Xiphiidae
Gene: tbca
Product: tubulin cofactor a
Exons: 4
Coding region: 111-437 (108 amino acids)
Biological process (GO): tubulin complex assembly; post-chaperonin tubulin folding pathway
Cellular component (GO): cytosol; microtubule cytoskeleton
Molecular function (GO): beta-tubulin binding
Source: RefSeq, a predicted model, not a curated record
AGGAUCGACUUAUCUGCGAGCAGCUCGUCAUCACUGACUUCCACCCGCACAUCGUCCGCGCAUUUAUCUGAGUCACGUUAAGACUGAGUAAUAACACAGCAUCUACAGCCAUGGCAGAUCCAAGAGUACGGCAAAUUAAGAUCAAAACUGGCAUCGUAAAGCGGCUGGCGAAAGAGGAGAUUGCGUACAUAACUGAGGCAAAGCAGCAGGAGGAGAAGAUUGAGCGCCUGAAAGCAGAGGCAGGAGAUGAUUAUGUCAUCAAGAAACAGAUGGAGGUGUUGCAGGAGUCCAGAAUGAUGAUCCCAGACUGCCACCGCCGUCUGGCCAUAGCACACGCAGAUCUGCUUCAGUUACUAGAAACAGAAGAGGAUUUGGCUGAAUCGGAGGAGUACAAACUGGCUAGGAACGUAUUGGACUCAGUGAAGCUUGAAGGAUGAUUUCUGAUCUGCUUCUGUUCUCACUGAGAUUCACUUGCUUAAAUGUUCAUUCCUUUCAUCAGGCCUUGUUUGGAGCCAUUGACGCAAACUGAACACAUUCAAAGUCUCUGUUGUUGAUGUAAUUAUUUCUACUGUUUACUGUUAACAUGCCACCACAUUUGGUAAUGCUUCUCCGCUGUGUGUAAAAUCCCACCAGAAUAUCAUAAACUUUGAGUUUAUUUCA